ACCUUUCUUCGAAAGAAAUUUUGUAUUAAUGGAAUUCUUUACCAUUACUGAUCCAUCAGACUGGCCAUCAAGCAUGCCGGAGUUGAAUACCAUAGACACUCUCCUGAGAUGUGGCAUCUGCUAUGAGUUCUUUGACAUAGCUAUGAUCCUUCCAAAGUGCUCUCAUAAUUAUUGUUCCAUAUGCAUCCGCCGCCACAUGAACUACAAAAACCAGUGUCCUACUUGCAAUACACCUGCGGAAGUAUCACAGCUAUGUAAUAACAGAGCUCUGGAUGAGCUUGUCUCCAAUUUCAAGGCUGUCAGACCUCUAAUUCUCAAACUUUGCAAAGAGGAGGCCAAGAAGUCUGACAAGGUUAUUUUACAAAGUCCUUCAAGUGAACCAGCUGGAGGAAAGAAGAAAACUACCAAGGAGACCAUACUGAGUCCCCCUAGAGAACAGUAUGGAGGAAAGAAAACCAAGAAGACCAGCCCUUUCUUCAAGGAAACGAACCAUGAUAGUGAUGGAGACUUUACAGUGGAAUCCAAGGGAUUGGCAAGUGCAGAAACACCCAGGAGCAAAGCACAGAGGCGAUCAAACUACCAGAACACCAGAGACAAAAUUGCCUCCCAUGCAUCAGAGCUUGCAUCAUCAUCUGCAGCAUCUCCAACGAGAACCGCUUCAUCAAGUGAAGAAGAUCCGUUGAUGGAGCCUGAUGCAUCCAAAGGAGCCUUGUCCUCGUCUCUCAACAAAUCCAACGAAGAGAACAUUGAUCCCACGUACCAGAUACCAGCUGAUGGUGAUCACAGUGACGAAGACGUUUUUGCCCCCGUAGUAACACCAUCCAAGCCUUCCACAAGUCGCGGACAAGCUGAUGGAGGACUGCCCGGCGAGAAGAACCUUACACCCCUCACUCGAAGCGAAAAAGUUGAUUGCCCUGUAUGUGGAGUUCCUAUUUCAACCAAGCACAUCAAUGUUCACCUUGACUCAUGUCUUACUAAGAUUGAAGAGAAAGAAGCCAAAAGAAGAAUUCCAAAACGGAAGCCUCUCCCUAAGAUCGUCUCUAGUUUGCUGUCGGAUAAGGAGAUGAGGAAGAAGCUCAGAGAACAUGGACUGAGUCCUCAGGGAAACAGACAGAUUCUGAAUAAGCGUUUACUUGAGUUCACCCUGGUGUACAAUGCGCAGUGUGAUUCUAUUAAUCCAAUGUCGGUAGAAUCCAUUGUGAAAGAUUUCAACAAGACUGAUAAACUCAAGGGUCAACCUAAUCCUGUCCAUGUUGAACAGAGAUUAAAAGUAAAGAGAUCACUCCCAGAAGAUGAGAUAGCAAAAGCACAAGAAGAAUAUUUGAAAUCUCAUGGUUCACAAUUCAGUGAUCUCAUAAAGAACAUGAGAGAACGUGCUUGUAACUCCAAGAAGGCAGGGAAAGUAGAAGAGGUCGAUAAAGAACACUCAGGUCCCACUCUUCCUUCAGUAUUAAACAACAUACCUCCAGUGCCAAAGGAUGAUGCGAUGCCAGGAUCAGUUACGCUCAUCAAUGGAGACGAAACUUCUGGAAAGGAUACUGUGUGUGAUGGUGUAACUAGAAGUCCUCCAGACCCAAAGAAACAAUUGAGUGCUGUCACAGAAGAUGUAAAGUCAGUGCAGAAUCAUGGAGGACCAAGUGCUCAACCUGAAAACGCAAAUAGCUGUGAUGCUCUCCCACUGGACAAUGACAUGCCAACAGAAGUUUACGAUGUUGCUAGGAAACAAGAUGGUGGCAAAGGUAGCCGUCUCAAAUUGAAGAAAAGCAAGUACUUUGAAGACUCCACCAAAGGCACCGGUAGUGCGGACAGUCGGGUCUUGUCUCAGGAGGAUGAAGCUUCUGUUAAGAAAAUAUUAGAUGAGGGUAGGGAGGAGUGUCAAAUGGAGGAGGGUAUUGUCAUGGCAACCAAAAUGGCAGAGAACUCUGAGGAAUUGAUGGAUAUGAUGGAGGAUGAGGUCAGCCCAGUCUUUGGUCAGUGCUCGAUCGGAAGCAGUAGCAGCAGCAGCAGAAAAGCUCAGUCUGGUUCAUCUACCAAGAAGGCAGAUGGCGAUGGUAUUGACACAACAACGUUAGAGGACCAGGAGAAAGUAGUUCCACCCAGUUCUGUACCGCCUCUUCCAAACACCUUACUCCUCAAUGAUUUUGAUACCAUCUCAGAAGGGAGCAGCCUGGUCACUUUAGAGUCAUUUAGUGAAACUGGAAGUCAUGGUGAUGUGCCAUCACCUGGGGAUGUUAACUGUAUACCAGAGAGCCCCGAAGCAGAAAAAGGCAAGAGGAGCAAGCGUAUAGGUCGCAGGAAGCGCAAACCAGAGGUCAACCCAGAGGAUGAUGGGAUAGAAGCGGGGAAGGAGACAAGGUUGACCAGGUCACGCAAGAGGGGAAAAACAUCAGCUGACUAAUUUCUUUUUUUCUAAUCUGCUUGUGAUAUCACAUGUCAGCUUAUCAUUUUCACCUAGUGCAUGAGUUAUGGUUUGUUUGUUUGUGUUUAAAAAGAAAGCAUGUGUAUGCUUGUAAGUAGUUAAAGCAAACUUGGGGACGAACUGACCAAAGGCUUUAAGUCCUCUCCGUACCAAAUGGGCACUAGCGCAUAAAACAAGGAAUCUCCUGGUUACAAUGCCUCAUGCCAUUCCUGGUGGACCGAUCCAUCAUUCAAAGACAGACUCAUGAUUCAAGGAUUAAAGACGAAGUUCCUUCACAAGAAAAGGAAUGUUAUUUAUGCCAAUACUAGUAUUUUUCACUUGUUGAUGAUUCAUCACGAUUCAUCACGAUUCAUCAUGCAUUGUAUGUGAACUUGGGGUGAAUUUAUGUAAACGUUUGAGAUUAUAUAGAAAUAAUUAUUUCAUUUUCUUUUCUUUUCUUCAAACUUUUGUUUUACAAUGCAUGUACACUGUAUAUUCUAAAUCAUUACCUAUGAUAAUACUCACCUAUGACAAUCCACCAAAUUAUGUUUGUUCUUUCUAAGUUUUAAGUCUUUAUGUCACAUCUCAUUUCAUGUUUAUUAAGUGCGAUUGCUUUUCUAUUACAUUAUUAUCGUACCAAGAGGCAUUAUAAUUACAUCAUUAUUUGGUGCUUUACCAUUUAAAAAAUGAUUGAAAGUGAAGUUCAAUGCUGUAGAGUGUAGUGUCUUAUGUAAUAAGUCUCUGACACAACAAAACUAAUGGUUCACAGUAAACUUUAUAUUUCAUUACUAAGUACUUACUACUUUUUAAGGAUCUUUCUUGAGAUCUAAAUGUAGGUUUAAAGGGAAAUUCAACCUUUAUAUAGCAAACAACUCAAAAAGAAGGCAGAAAAAUUAAAGAAGUAGACCGGUGAAAAUUUGAACGAUAUCUGACAAAAAUAAGAAAGUCAUGAAUUUUUGCAAGUUGUAAUCACUAUAUGUAUGGGCUCUUCAAAUUGGCUGAAUCAGUAUUGUCUCUGUGAGGUAGUGGCUGACAACUAAAAUGUCAUCUUUCAAUAUGUGUGACAUGGGAUGCUCUUUUCUAUCUAGAGGAUCUGUAAUAAUUAUACUCACAAUAAUUUAUGUUUUGUAGUGCCCCAAGAAUGAAAGCACUUGGGAUAAAAACAGAAAUCAGUGAUAUUUUGUACACACUAAACGGGAAACCAGUUGUGAUCUCACCAUUCAAACAUUCAAAACUUUCUCAUUAUUUGUCAGUUUUAUUUCAAAUUUUCGUAAUUCUUUGUAUCUGAUUUUAAAUGACACAUUGUUGUAAUGUAGCAGUCACUGUAUAUACCAUGAACACAUUUGAAGGGUAAAAUGUAGAGUAAAUAUGCAAAUUGACAACUUCAUGUAUUGCACGUCAGCCCAUGUGACACAAAGCUAUACUUAGGACUACUAUGAUUACUACUAUGAUUGUGUAUCUUAAAAUGAAAGGUACAAUGAACAUGAAUUCUUCAAGUAUUCUGCUUUGAUUUACACAAUAGCUGUGUAAACACAUUUAAAGUAAUUACACAAGUGUUCAUUUGCACAAACAUUCAACUUAUUUUUGAUGUCUUAUAUUUUGGUGAGGCAGCAUGCAAUGUAAAUGAGUGCACAUGUACCUUGAAAAACAUUUCAAAUGUAAUAUUUUUGGCCGCAACAAGUAAGUUCUGACUGUGGACCAGGAUUUCAUGUUGUAAAAUGUAAAGUAUAUUUCUUCAAAUUUUUUUUAAACGAUACUGUAAUGUUUCCAACAAUUUUUUUUUUUUAAGUGUAAGAAAGUAAAUGCACUUGUAAAGACGGUAAAGACAUACAUGUACAAGCAAGGAAUUUUCAUCAUAAAAUAGUUUAAUAUCACUUUGUCUGUAUAGUUAUUAAAGUGUACAUUAAUAUUUUUGCUGACAAAUAGUUCAUGCUUUGAUACAGAUGAAGCUUUACAGAAACCUUGAAAAAGACUUCAAAAUAAAAUAUUAACAUUCUAGGCUCUACUACACAUUAAACUAAAGUACAUGUAAUCGAUGUAGUGAUUACCUAGUUAGCAACUGGUCUUUAGCAAUAAUGUUUUUAUAAUGAACAUAUAAGCUGUUCUGUAUCAUGAACAAAUCUUUCAUUUAUGUUAUAUUCACAAUAAAAGUAUCACUUAAACAAAAA
This is a messenger RNA of Strongylocentrotus purpuratus (purple sea urchin), 4566 nucleotides long. RefSeq names its product E3 ubiquitin-protein ligase RAD18. The record is from RefSeq and is a predicted model, not a curated record. NCBI's taxonomy places the organism in Eukaryota, Metazoa, Echinodermata, Echinoidea, Camarodonta, Strongylocentrotidae. Gene Ontology annotation, molecular function: single-stranded DNA binding; ubiquitin protein ligase activity. Gene Ontology annotation, cellular component: Rad6-Rad18 complex; nucleus. The coding region runs from base 29 to 2398 and encodes 789 amino acids. The transcript has 13 exons. Gene Ontology annotation, biological process: DNA damage tolerance; protein monoubiquitination.